Molecule: messenger RNA, 1348 nt
Organism: Alligator sinensis (Chinese alligator)
Lineage: Eukaryota; Metazoa; Chordata; Crocodylia; Alligatoridae
Product: atherin
Exons: 4
Coding region: 16-774 (252 amino acids)
Molecular function (GO): protein binding
Source: RefSeq, a predicted model, not a curated record
GCACCAUGGUCCCUAAUGCCCCUCCACCCCCUUUACUGCCCACAGAAGCCUGGGGAGGAGCCACUGGAGGAGAAGGAUGAGGACGAAGACGAGGAUGAGGAGGAUGACGGGGCCUCCACACUGUCGUCAGGCUCCGAGGCCCAGGCUUUUGAGGUGCCCGGGGGGGGCCGGGCUGAGCCCCUGCCACUGAACGGGGACUGUAAGGACCGGCACCGCGGGACCCCAGGAGGGGGAGGCCAUGCCCGGGAUUGGCACCCUCCUGAUGAGCGAUCCCCUGACAAGGCCUCGGAGAGGCCCCCCGGGCCUGAGCGGCGCCACACCAAAGCCUGCUCCCCUGCUGAGAGCGCCUGCCAGCAGCUGGGCACUGCCAAGAAGGAUGGGGGCUCCUGUGGCCAGCUAGACAGGGCGGGGUCUCCAGCCAUGGCAGGUGCUGACCCCUCAGUGCCGGGUUCCCCAGGACGGCCAGGGCUGCAGGCGUUGGACGGGACCCCCCUAGGCUGCAGCUCUGUGAAGAAGGAGAAGCCAGGGGACCCGGUGGAUUGGUCAGUUCGGGAUGUCGUUGAGUAUUUCACUGAGGCCGGAUUCGCUGAACAGGCGGCUGCUUUCCAGGAGCAGGAGAUCGACGGCAAGGCUUUGCUGCUGAUGCAACGCUCAGACGUGCUGACGGGGCUCUCAAUCCGCCUGGGCCCUGCACUCAAGAUCUAUGAGCACCAUGUGAAGGCGCUGCAGGCCGGCCACUUUGAUGACGACGAUGCCGACCCCUUCCUGGCCUGACCCCCCCCCCCCCUCCCCCCGCGCAGGGCAGGGCCUGGGACCGGGGCUAGCACCAAGCCCUGCCUCCACGGAUGCAGGAUCAGCUGGUUUCUGUCUCUGUGGAAACCUGCCCCCCCACAGGGCAUCCCAUGUCCAUGGAAACCAGCCCCCCAUAUCCCAUCUCCAUGGAAACCAGUCCCCCACCGCUUCCCUGUGCCAUGGCAAGCAUUGCUAGGGGGACAGCAGGGGCAGGAGGACCCAAGGGUCUGAGUUCUUACCCCCCCAGGAAGAGACUGAAGGGGGGAGGGGGCAUUUGAUGGGGGAAUGGGGGCAUUGCCAAGGUGAUGUCCGUCAUCAUAUCCAUUUCAUACAGGGGAGGGGGGUUGGGGGGUUGCUCAUUUCACACCCACCUCUCCCCCACCCCUGAUCUGUGCUGGGGGGCAUUAGAUCUGCCCGUCCCCUGAACCCCACUCUCCCCUGCUUCUCCCCCACCCUGCCCUCCCAUCCUGGGGCUCUGGCAGCCUGAUGCCCUGCCCUCCCCCAUCUUCUUGUGGGGAGGCUCACUCAGGGCUGGGGCUUGUUCUUCUGGGUUUGU